Molecule: messenger RNA, 1693 nt
Organism: Rhodamnia argentea
Lineage: Eukaryota; Viridiplantae; Streptophyta; Magnoliopsida; Myrtales; Myrtaceae
Exons: 2
Coding region: 172-1674 (500 amino acids)
Biological process (GO): interstrand cross-link repair
Cellular component (GO): Fanconi anaemia nuclear complex
Source: RefSeq, a predicted model, not a curated record
CACGAUCCCCAGCCGCAUCGCGAGAGACUCACGACACGCGCCGCUCAACGCCCCCGUCUCUAGGCCUCCGCUUCGCUAAAUCGAAAUGCGGAAACCACACACAUUACAGUCGGACGAGUUUCCCGCCUUUUCCCCAUCGCAAGUCUCGCGGAAACGAAGCGACGAACGAGGAUGGAGCCAUGGACUCCGCUGUUCGACAUAUUCCUCAACUCUCCGACGCCUGAAUCCGACGCGUCUCGGUGGCUGCAAGAGUCUUUCUGUUCGUCCUCAACCUCGGCCACGCCCUUCACCACCGCCUCUUUCCUCUCUCUUCUCUCGAAACCUUUCGACGCCAUUGCCCAAGGCUACUCUUUUCUUUCGUCUCCGCCACCUGCUCAGACGAAAAGGGUUAUGUUUAUACAGACUUUGCCCGCUAUGGUGCAAUCGCGGAUUUUGUCGUUCCUCGCUUUCGAGCACCGGAGAUUCUGCGCCAGGGACUUGUCGAGUCUUGCCCGUGGCAUUUUGGGUGGUGGUGGCGAUGAGGUAGAUUUUUGGGUGUCGAGGGCUGCCCGACACCUUCUCGAUGUAAUGCCUGAGUCGGAUUACGAGUGGAUCUCUCGAUUGGGUUUGGAUUCGGGGGAAGAAAGAACCAGCGAUGAGUUUGAGUCCGUACCGGUUUGGUUGAAAAAUGAGGUGGCUGCCACUCGUGUGCUUCUGCCUUGGCUUCCUGUGUCGCUGGAUGAAUUCAACUCGGCAGAGUCUUUUCCGGACGGCGAGAAGAAUGAGGAGUUGUUGAGCGAGGCUCAAGAACUUGAAGCGGAACCUAUGGAUGAAGAUGUGGAGGACAUUGAGAUUUGUGAUUCCCUGGGAGUUCCCCUAGAACCUGAAAUUCAGUAUAAGGCAAAGAGUUUGAGGGCUCAGAUUGCAUAUUUCGAAUCUACUAGCAGAACUGUUGCCUUGGCGAAUGCAAUCCGCGAAAUCUGCUUGGGAAAAGGGUUAAAUUCUGUUGGAGUUCUGGAACUGAUUGAACCUUGGAAAGCAGAUGAUGAGGCUGCUUCAGUUCUGAUUUCCCACCUUACAGAUGGAACUCAAGAAGAGUUUACUUGGCCAAGCCUUGUCCUCUGCUCUAUUAUCCUUCCCAGACUAUUGGUUCUUGAAGUUCCAGUAACUCGUGUGCUAUUAACUGCAACAAUAGAAUACUGCAAGCUUCAUCAGAAAUCUACAGAAUAUGCACUGUUAUUGCCACUUAUAAUGCGAAAGGAGGGCAUAAAUAACCCUGUCUGUGAGGCUAUUUCUAGGAUCAUCAAGGAAUGCUUACAUCCAGCUCAUGUCACGGCCUUCUGCCACAAGCUGUUGUGUGAUGGGAAAAAUAACAAGAAACUCAUAUGCUUACCCUCUCAUCAAUGCCUAACAUCGCCUGAACUGGUAUGGACAGAAUCCUUGUUUAAUCUGUUUCAGAACUUAUUGAAUCAUAAUAUUCAUCUGACCCAGGAGUCAGUUGAUUGUAUUAUUAACUCGGUACAGAAGUUGUCUUUAAGGUUCUCCAAAUCUUUGAAGUUUGGAAAUUUUUUACUAUGUUUAGUCACCAAAUGCUCUUCAUCAUUGAAGUCCCAUAAGCAGUCGCUGACUAAAGCAGUUGAAUGUACCAAUACUCUGGUGACAAAGUCCAUCUUGUCAAAGUUAUCAAGCUUAUAGGCCUUACUUGUAUUUUCCU